This is a messenger RNA of Sinocyclocheilus rhinocerous, 531 nucleotides long. Its product is annotated as oxygen-dependent coproporphyrinogen-III oxidase, mitochondrial-like. Gene Ontology annotation, cellular component: cytoplasm. Gene Ontology annotation, molecular function: coproporphyrinogen oxidase activity. The transcript has 3 exons. The record is from RefSeq and is a predicted model, not a curated record. Lineage: Eukaryota; Metazoa; Chordata; Actinopteri; Cypriniformes; Cyprinidae. The coding region runs from base 1 to 531 and encodes 176 amino acids.
AUGGUCAUUCGAGCAGGAACGAGACAGAUGUCUCAUGCAUCGCCGGGGAGGAUCUCACUCGGACGGUACGGUAAAGGUGUAUUUCUGGCUGCUGGGGCAGCAGCUGUCACUGGUGUUCUGACGGCAGGUGUAAGUCACUUUCAGCGGGCCGAAAUGGCAACGAAGGUAUCCACGGUUGAAGAAGAAGAGGAGGACAUACGGGAGAGAUGCAAGUCGUUCAUGUCUCUACCAGUCACUGACAUCAGGGUCUUGGAGCAGAGGAAAGACGCGAUGUCUACGAGAAUGGAGAUGCUCAUCAUGGAGACACAGGCUGCAUUCUGUAAAGCCCUUGAGGAGGUGGAUGGAGGCACGUUCAAGGUGGACAGAUGGAGUAGAAAGGAAGGUGGUGGUGGCAUCAGCUGUGUGAUGCAAGAUGGGAAGGUUUUCGAGAAAGCGGGUGUGAACGUGUCCGUGGUGUUUGGGAACCUCACUGAAGAGGCCGCCAAGCAAAUGCGCAGCCGUGGAAAAGUUCUGAAAGGGAAAGAUGUUUGA